This is a messenger RNA of Pocillopora meandrina, 6095 nucleotides long. The record is from the annotation of a GenBank genome assembly. NCBI's taxonomy places the organism in Eukaryota, Metazoa, Cnidaria, Anthozoa, Scleractinia, Pocilloporidae.
GCACAGUCUUUGAGGUGCUUUUAAACCUUUAAAUUUACAUUGUACCAUGGCAAUUUAUUUAGACCUGUCAAAAAUCUCCUUCAGGUCCUUCAUGUUGUAUUACUGUGACGGAUUCAUGGAGCCAUGCGUAGCUGUGUCUCUGUUAUCGUCAUGUUAGGGUCACUGGUAGAAAUAAUGUCAUGGCACUUUUAUGAAAGGGGCUCGGUAAUGACUAUUAACCUAUAUCCAACCAAUCAGCGACAAGCACUAGUGGUGAGCAGUGACAUCAGCCAUAUGGACACGAGGUUUGUUUCAUCUGUGGCCAAAAGUAUUUGCCCUCAAACUGAAAUGCGGAGCGAAAGCGAGAAACAGUUUAACUAAAUUGCACGAGACAUUUAUUAAUUUGUUUCGAUUUCAAUAGGAAGUGAAAAAAUUCAUUGUGAUCCACAAUUUAGCAAUUAGCAAUUCUCUCCUGUACGUGAUGUACAGUUUUACGUAAAUUUGAUAGUUAAAUAAAUUUUUCUAAAUUACGAUAACGCCCAUAGUCUAGCUGAUUAAUCUGUCUGUUUUCAUAACCUUUUAGCUGGAUUAUGCAUUUUAAGAAGAAGCCAUCCUUUAUUCAUUUCUAAUUGAUACACCUAAUACCAGUAACUUCGUCAUAGAAAAAAUUAAAAAGAAAAUACGGAAAAGCGAAAUUCGAAUUAAUGAGCUUAUAGCAUGGAUAAACAUACGGCAUGAAGAGAUAGGGAUGUAUUUUAAUUUGUGGAGUUGAUAAAAAUUUCCAAACACCAUCUGAUACUCUUUCGAAGUUGAAAUAGUUUUUCAGUGGAGAUUCUGUGAAAAGUUUUCGACUGCUGGGCAUAACCGAACAUAUAUGAUAAAAAGAUACGGCGAUUGAGGAAAUAGAUGACCAACAGGAUGGUAAACAAAGUCGCGUGAUCUCGGCGAACGGCUAAGCGCAUGAUUCGCCUUUUUUAUUUCAUGAAGACUGUACUAAGAAGCUAUAAGAAACUUUCUGCUUUGCGUCUUUCAGCUAGUUUUAAGAUGGCAGCAAGUUACUUUAGAUGUACAAUUUUGUGACCUUUUUAGGGACGAAUGGAAACUUUCAGUAGAAAGUACUGGAGUUGCAUGAUUAGUUUUGAAUCACUUCAGAAGAUUCACUUUUCAACACCCACGCUGUCUGCACGACGCUGUCCGAAAAACGGCUGUUAAUGAAAAUAUUCAAAAUACGAACGCCAGAGCGGAAACCAAGACCUCUACAUGCAUCUCACAGUUAAGAUUUGGGGGCGAUGUUUUGUCUGCGACAGAGAUGAUCAUUUAUAGCAUAUAUUUUUUUAUAGCAAGAAUAACAAUUGCCCGGAAAAAAGAGUCAAACAAAAAUAUUUCUUCUUAGUGAAGGUCAGAAGCUGUCGUCAGUUACUUCGUAACUUUUUUUCUCAAUUUACGCAGAAAAAAUAUCAAGGUAACGCGAGUUAUAAAACGAGAGUUUUGGGCACCUUCUUAGAACAUGAUGACUAAAGUUAAAAGGGCCUUAUCAUUUAUUUAUUGAGUAGUUACCUCCGCUUCUUUCUAGAUGUUGCUUUGCAAUAGAGAAAUGCCAAGGUGGAGACAAAGUUCAUGAGCAGUGUCAACAAAAUCACGAGACAUUUGAUCAACUGCUCGAGGAUUACACAAAAACAGGUACGAACAAUGCACACAGUCCAGUUAGGCGGCGAGUAAUGCCCAUGUUGGUGAUACUUUUCUCUUUGCUUUUCAUCAGAAAAAUUAAUCUUGUACGUAGAGGUUUUGACAUGAUGUUUUCGCUGAGUAUACAAAGUAAGUGAUCCGUCCUUCAUGAUACGUUCAGCCAGUGGAGUCAGUCAAACAUUUUUGCCAUAUUCCUUAAAUUAUUCAUAACUUGCCAACGAAUUCCUGACUAACAAAUUCGUUUGAAGAGGUACUAGAUAACAUCUUUUAAACUUGCCUUCCAAGAAAAAAUUAGCAUAAAGAAUAAGUAACACAUGUAUCAACUCAAUCAAGCUGAUUAUUUCAGCUCACGGACAGAGCAGUUUACCCUAUUGCCAGUAAAUCUUGGAGGUCUUCAUUUCGUUUUUCACCUUCGCUGAUCAAGUCCGAAAGGACGACUUGAGAAUCCGACGGUGGCGGAAUGAAUCUUUUCUGAUAAACAAGAUACAUACAGACCGUGAUAUAAAGUAUAAUAGCAUGCUAGCCUGAACUUCGGACAGUCAGGAAACCACGAAUUUUUCAUUGCGUGAAUAAAAUAACAAGAGUCACGCAACGGUGAAUAUCAAAUGGCAGUCUGAGUAAUCAUGCGAGCUCAGAACAGAGGUGAAGUAAAAGCCAUUAUAAUAACAAAACAGUUGAUGUUGGGAUGGUAUUCCACUGGGAUUUGUCGUGAGAUGGAGCGUUAGGUUUAAAUAACCAAUGGCCUCUGAGCACGAUAGCACAGGUGACAAAGUGAACGUGUUUCUUACUGACGCGGAUCAAAGGGCUUGAUAGACACAAUGCGUCUUUCAGGUUCAUUUAUCAGGAAGUAACUUCAACUGUGUGAUGUAAGAGAAAUGUUAUUGACAGACAGAUGUUAUACCGUUGUUGAAUAAACAUAUAGAAACUUCUGGAAACUUACUUCCAUUUAAGCUGUGAAAAAAAAAUCAAUUUUCUGGUUAAAAUUACAAAGGCUAAACAUGAUAAAAUAUAAAAAGGAAAACAAAACAAAAGGAAGCAGAACUAAACAGGAUCUUUUCUAGUGAUAGAAAAGCGACAACAACUUAAUAAGACGUAAAAUGCAUAUAAGUGAGAAGCUCUAAGAUAAAUAUCGUCAUAAUCUCUCCAUAUGUUUCUUGCUGGGGUGUAUAUCCUUAACCCGCCUUGCUAUCGUUUUCAUGAUUAUCUUUGGAAAAGAAAACCGCAAAAGUAGUCAGGAAAUGCGCCCGUCUGAUGAAAAUCGCACUUUUUAGUAUAUGAAUAAAUUUAAAGAAUGGGAUUUUCUGCGCUUAAAGUUCCAACAUGGUGAAUUAGAAUUUUUCUUUUCUGCUAUGAGUACAAUCUGAGGAUGUAUGGAGCAGCCUGGUCUUGAUUAUUUUUUCUUCUUCUUUUCUAAGGUUUUGACAUUUUCGAGUUCCUUCCAGGAUCUCGACUAAUUGCGGGUUUACUUAUGGAUGGAUCAAGAACAAUUUUGAACGGAGCAAAGUUUGCAUCUCGUCUUCACUUGGAGAACGUACUACUGAAUCUUUUGCUUAUAUUCUUCGUUAAUGUAUUACUAAAAAAGAACAUUAUUUCUUUGGAAUUACAAGUCAUAACAACAGCGAUUCUUCAGUGGGAAAAUGCCCAAGCAACUCUUUCACCAACGCCGUCAUAUACGCUUUCAUCAAGUGCGCACAUAAUCAAACCCUCGCCGCCAGCUAACAAUUCUCUCUCAAGUGAAACAUCUCAAGGGAAAAAUCAAUUGAAUUCACAAACGGCAGCUGUCACAGAAACAAACUUAGAGUAUUCACAAGGUAAGGUUACCCUCUUAUCAAUAAGUUUUGGGGCCAAAUAUUGCUUAAUGCACCACAUCUACGCCAAGCAAGUCUUAUAUGUUUUUUAUUGUUUCUUCACUUAUUCCUGACGAAACGUAUUUACGUAGAAGUCUUUAAAUGUCACGUCUUCGUUCAUUAGUCUACUCGCCUAUUGAUUUAUCAUUCAGUUAUUUAUUCUUGCCCUUUACGUUUGCUUACUCGCCAACAGUUAGGCAUGAAACAUUUCAAACACUAAAUUUGUUUGGGGUUGAAGAAAGAAUAAAUGCAGGUAUAAUUCAAAAUCUUAAAUUCACGACGCCUAAGGCGCGGACAGCCAGUCUGGAGCAGAAUUUGAGACUAAUUUUCUUUACUCCCAUAUUUUUUGUUUGGCGUUUGUUGUCCCAACGUCACUAACUUUUUAAUUAAAUUAACUGACACAGGAACCAGGGUGAAUGGGCCUUCAGGGCAUUCUUUGCUGUGCAAAAUUAAAAAAAUCUGUGAGUAGUGAUUAGAUUUUAAUCUUGGCACAACUUACCCUCCUAACUGCCCUCGCCAGUCCCUCAGGCUAUUAAAAUAGACCGUCCAUGAGGUUUUUUUUUUGGGGGGGGAGGGAGUGGUGCGGGUGAAGGACAAAAACCAUCAUCGACCCAGGAUUUAGUAAACAGUUUAAUAGACAGUUGUUCUUUGUUUAUCUUGGCAGGAACUUGUGAUGAAGAUUGGAUUCACGAGGGAGAUUUAUGUUACAGAAUUGUUAAAGAACUGAGACAGUUUAAUCACGCUGAAAGAUUCUGUGAGAUGAACUCUGCUCAUUUGCUAUCAAUUGCAAACAAAGAAGAAAAUGAUAAGAUUUUUGAUUUAAUUAAGAAGUUUUUAGGUCCACCUGGUAAAAUUAAAAUAUGGCUGGGGAUGGAAAGGCUAUCUUCUGAUUCAGAACUCCAUUGGAUUGAUAAAACACCAAUUACUUUUAAUAACUGGGCACCUGGAGAGCCCGAUAAGAACGGCGCAUGCGUGCAAAUGAUUCAUAAGGGAUGGUGGGAAGAUGCUUCAUGUGUCCAACGACUUCCGUCUAUCUGUAAGAAAGGUGAGUAACUCAUUUUUUUCAAAAGUUCUCCUUUUAAUAACAUAACUUAAAAUAUUUAUAAUUUUUUCUUCUUUUUUUUUUUUGCCUAUAGGUAGCAAAGAGAAUCUGCCUUACUCCAGAGCUACAGAGCUUGGGAUCCUGAUCGGCAUUCCACUCACGUGCUCUGCUAUUAUGUUAUCAGUGGUAGGUGUGCUGCUCGUCAGAAGCAUUUACGACUCAGAAGGAACUUACUACGGAUACGGAAAAAAUCGUAACAAGGACAAAUUACACUCCUGCCUUGUCACCAUGACAACGAGCAUUGCACAUGUCUCAACUAUGGGGUAUAAUGACGAGAGACGAUUCAGUGAGACCAGUAUAAGGUCUAAUCAUUCUGCACAAUCUUCGCACUCCCAUGCUAAUACUCAUUCCGCUGAUCAUUCUCGCGGUAACUCCAUCGUGGAAGCUCCGGAAAUAAAAAUCACUCCAGAGACACCUGAAGCAGAUAGACGAUUUGAGGCCAGAGUAUUUGCAUCUUCGAGCACGAGUAUUGACCAAGAAAGGUUUCAAUCAACCACAAGCCUAGAGAAUCUGCUGUCGAGGAAGUAUAUCAAGUCUAAAACUCGCCGAUUACGUUCAUUACGUAAGUCAGAAGCUGUUGUUACACCCGCUGGGCACGACGGGAAAUAUACAAAGAAAGGGGACCAAUUUGAAUUUUAUGAAAUCUAGUUCUUAACUAAUGGUAAGAAAUUUUACUUAACUUAGAAACGUUUGAAUCAAUGACAUAUGGACGAGAGCAUCUCGAUGUUGUAUACAAUUUUUUGUCAUUUUCGAAUUCAUUGGCUAUCUGGCUCAUCAGUUUGCAGUCAGUUUCAUUAUGCUGGUUGGUGUGGAGACUUUUCUACAAGAGAAUGAAUUAAUGUGAUGGCAAACUCGAAAAAAUGAUAUAUUGGGAACAUUCUUACGUUCACCUAAGCUGUAUCACCUAAACUGUUAUGAACUGCGAUAAGCUUUAUUUCUGUCUAUAGCAGUUGUGAGUCGCUUUAUUAGAUGACGAUUAAUUUACUAUUUAUAAUGACUUGGGUGCCUUAAUUGGUCACCUAUGGAAAUUUAAAACAUAUUUUACAUAAAAGAAACAAACUAUUAAAUUCAAAUAUCUAUUCUUGGUAAAGGUUUCAUUUCAAAACCUUUCCUAACCUUAAGCAACUAGUUUGAAAUUUACAUGGAUGUCGUAGCUGCGCUAUGUAAAGCUAAUCUUUAAGUGCCAAUUGUUCAUUAAAUCAUCCAUUUUUGUUAGUGAUAGGUAUUUUGGUUCGCCUUUUCAAAAGAAAUUUCAGCAUCUGGUGUCAAUGAUGAAACAAUCCGAUAGAGCUAUCCAAAACUUAUCCAACACAAUCUGUGUUUCUCAGGAAACUGUUCAGAGACAAUUUCUUUUUCUUAAUAGGUUUGCUAUGAUAGUGACACUCUGUUAGGACACUCUAAUUAUUUUUAUAGUUAAGAUCACAAACUAAAUAUAAUUUUGUAAGUUAAAAAAUAAAACGCACCAGAAGCAAGGUAACAGC